Molecule: messenger RNA, 1104 nt
Organism: Aspergillus eucalypticola CBS 122712
Lineage: Eukaryota; Fungi; Ascomycota; Eurotiomycetes; Eurotiales; Aspergillaceae
Product: putative G-patch domain protein
Exons: 1
Coding region: 69-911 (280 amino acids)
Molecular function (GO): nucleic acid binding
Source: RefSeq, a predicted model, not a curated record
CUUCCCUCCUCUUCAUAACUUCACAAUUUCACUAUCCUACCAAGAAAAAGAAGAAAAGGUUAUGGACAAUGCCACCCAACAACAGAGAAAUAGACAAUGAAGAUGAUGACGAAUACUUCCUCCCCCUGCAAGACCAACGAGUCUUCGGCGCAGGGAUCCGUCGCAAGCGCGUGCCGUUCGUGCGCUCCUCCGAACAACACCUCUCUACUACACGAGUAUCAUCCUCUGAGCCAGCAACCCCUUCUACUUCGACCGGGCAGAGUAUAGCGAAUAAAUACCUCUCGAUUGUUCUGUCGAAGUCGAAGUCGAAGUCGAAUCCCGCUACUCCUCCUACACAAUCGCCGUCACAACCUAUCUCGCAGUCAGAACCAGGUUCGGGUUCACAACCAUAUAGUGAGCAGAAGGAGGAAGUUGAAGAAGAUGUUGAGAUUUGUCCCGUGUGUAACCUUCCAUAUACUACACCUACACACGACACAUCAGACGGAGGAACAGGGGGAGCAGGCGAAAGAAGGAGGAGGCAUAUACAUGAAGCUACACUCCCGCAUCAACUGAGUCUCCCGCAUUCGCAUCCGCCGUCUCAUCUUGAUCGCACGCGUCCCGGACUGCGCUAUCUCGAGGCGUAUGGCUGGGAUCCGGAUUCGCGGGUGGGAUUGGGACCCCAAGGAAGAGAGGGCAUACGGGAGCCGGUGAAGGGGAAGGUGAAGGAGGAUACGGUGGGGUUGGGGGCUGUUGUUCCUGAGGUUAAGGAUAAGAGUGGAGAUAAAGGUGGGAGGGGGAGGGUGCAGAAGAAGAAGGUGUUGAAUGCGAAGGAGGCGAGGAAAGGACAGUUGGAGGAGAGGAAGAAGGGGGAGAGGUUACGGGAGUUGUUUUUCCAGGAUGAGGAUGUGUUGAGGUAUCUUCAUGGGAAGUAGAUUGUGUUUCUUUCUAUCAUUGGUUUCGGGAUGGGGGCGUUGGUUGGUUUGGUAUAUACCCAGGAGUUCGAAUAAGUAUUAGGGUUCUGCUGGUUUGCAUGGUACAUACAUAGUCACUACAUACACAGAAGAUACUAGAGGCUAGUAUUAAUGUCCGCAGGAGGUGUGCUGCGGAACGAGGCUGGUUCAGUUG